This is a messenger RNA of Epithele typhae, 1371 nucleotides long. Its product is annotated as amino acid transporter. Gene Ontology annotation, biological process: amino acid transmembrane transport. Gene Ontology annotation, molecular function: amino acid transmembrane transporter activity. The coding region runs from base 1 to 1371 and encodes 456 amino acids. Gene Ontology annotation, cellular component: vacuolar membrane. The transcript has 10 exons. The record is from RefSeq and is a predicted model, not a curated record. NCBI's taxonomy places the organism in Eukaryota, Fungi, Basidiomycota, Agaricomycetes, Polyporales, Epitheliaceae.
AUGACGACAUCCUCGAGCAAGAACCGGUUUCAAGACCUUUCGUCCGAAGGCCGAGUGGAGAACGACGUCUUCGAAGACGAUCCAGACCACGAGAUCCGGUACAAGACGCUCAGCUGGCAACUCGUCAGUGCCCUGAUGAUAGCGGAGAUUGUCAGCAACGGGAUGCUCACUCUCCCAAAUGCCAUGGCCGCCGUCGGCAUCGUGCCAUCUCUCGUCCUGACCAUCUUCCUUGGGGUCUUCGCCCUCCAUACGGCGAAACUCCUCAUAGAUUUUAAGCUCAAUCACCCCGAAGUACACAACAUGGGUGAUGCGGGUAUGAUUAUUUUCGGCCCCCUCGGUCGUGAAGUUCUUUCGGCUGGGACGAUUAUUUUCGCUAUAUUCGGAACGGGCUCCGAGCUGCUCUCAGGACAGCAGGCGCUCUCGACCCUGUCCAACAACGGACUUUGUGCGACGGUGCUCCUCGCCAUCUUCGCGAUCGCCACCUUCGUGCUGUCGCUCCCUCGCACGCUUGGACGGUUGUCCUGGCUAGGCCUCUUUAGUGCGCUCCUCAUCGCAAUAUGCGGCUUGCUAGCCAUGGUCGGCGCUGGCGCAAAUCCCGUCCGCGAUCGCGUCAUCGUCGCCUCGGUCCCAACGAACUUCUACCAAGCCUUUUUGGCGAUAACCGGUCCAGUGUUCGCGUAUGCAGGGGGAACCGGGGAUGACAGGUUCUUCAUCCUUAUUUCAGAAAUGCGUAGACCUCAGGAUGCCAUGAAAGCCGCUUGGCUGCUUCAAGGAUUUGCUACGACCUUCUAUGCGGUUUUCAGUGUGGUUGUCUACGUCUACAUCGGAAACGGCGUUUUGUCACCCGCGCUCUUCUCCCUCCCACCCGUCUGGUCCAAGUUAACCUUCGGGAUCGGCCUGGUCAACUUUCUCAUCGCCGGCGCACUUUACUCGCACACCGCCGCCAAACUCGUCUUCGUGCGCUUUUUCCGGCACUCGAGGCACAUCUACACCCACACCGCCCUAGGCUGGACCGUCUGGACCGCGCUCUGCUUUGCCGCCACCGCCGCCGCGUUCGUUCUCGCCAGCGCGGUCCCCAUCUUCUCCUACCUGACCGGCAUCACCGCCUCACUCUUCGCCGCCUGGUACACGUAUGGCCUCGCCGGCUUCUUCUGGCUCCACGACACGUACCAUCAGGCCGAGCCGCAAUACACGGGCGGGGUCGGGGGGUCGGGGAUAGCGGCGCUGAGGAAGCGGCCUGUCGGUACGGUCUCGGCGGUCUCGACGGUGCUGGCAGGGGCGUUCAUCUGUGUCGCGGGAACGUACGUUUCGGUCAAGCUGAUUGUUCAGGCCUACGAGGAGGGCAUAGUCGGUAAGCCAUUCACGUGCUGA